Molecule: messenger RNA, 5464 nt
Organism: Ostrea edulis (European flat oyster)
Lineage: Eukaryota; Metazoa; Mollusca; Bivalvia; Ostreida; Ostreidae
Exons: 13
Coding region: 695-4282 (1195 amino acids)
Molecular function (GO): protein binding
Source: RefSeq, a predicted model, not a curated record
UGGCGUAGCUUUUAUUGAUGGCGGGACGCCGUGCCGCGGGUUAGACCAAAGUGAAGAUUUCUGAAAUGAAUGCAAAAAGGAAAAUCCGGAAGAGAAAAGUUGAAGAAUCAUUGCUGCUUAACUCUGAACAAAGAGAGUCUGAUGAAAAGGAGAAUUUUGAAGCAAAAUUCAUUAAUGAAGAAAUAGGGCAAGGUGUAUUUGCCAAAAAAAAUUUAUUGAAGGGGAGAUACUACUAGAAUAUAGGGGAGAACUCAUCGAAGGAGAUUUUGAUUCUGAAGAUGACACAUAUGUUUUUCAAUUACACUUUAAAAGAAAGCAAUUUUGCAUUGAUGCUACAGAAAACAGAUCAUUUGGAAGAUUACUAAAUGAUGAGCACAAAAAACCAAAUUGUAAAGCAACGAUAAUUGAAGAAGAUGGUAAACCCCAUGUAUAUUUUGUUGCUGUCAGAGACAUAAACACUGGGGAAGAACUACGAUAUAACUAUGGUCCAGGAAUUUAUAGUUGGAGAACCUCUAAAACGCGCCAAAGAUGCAAAAUAGGUGGAGACAAAGACUCUAAGCAAGGAUCCACCAACAAAGAUUCACACUCUACACGAGGAGCCACCACCAAAGAUUUAGACUCUCCAAGAGGAUCCACCACCAAAGGUUCACAUUCAGGCUCUCCACGAGGAGUCACCACCAAAGAUUCAGACUCUAUGGGAGGAUCCACCACCAAAGAUUCACAUUCACACUUUACGCGAGGAUCCACCACCAAAGAUUCACACUCAGACUCUACACAAGGAGCCACCACCAAAGAUUCACACUCAGACUCUACACAAGGAGCCACCAUCAAAGAUUCACGCCAAGACUCUACACGAGGAGCCACCACCAAAGAUUCACACUCAGACUUUACACAAGGAGCCACCACCAAAGAUUCACACUCAGACUCUACACAAGGAGCCACCACCAAAGAUUCAGACUUUACACAAGGAGCCACCACCAAAGAUUCACACUCAGACUCUACACAAGGAGCCACCACCAAAGAUUCAAACCAAGACUCUGCACAAGGAGCCACUACCAAAGAUUCAGACUCUACAGGAGGAUGCACCACCAAAGAUUCAGACUCUCCGCAAGGAGCCACUACCAAAGGUUCACAUUCAGACUCUAUGCGAGGGGCCACCACCAAAGAUUCAGACUCUCCACGAGGAGCCAUCACCAAAGAUUCAGACUAUCCACGAGGAGCCACCACCAAAGAUUCAGACUCUCCGCGAGGAGCCACCACCAAAGAUUCAGACUAUCCACGAGGAGCCACCACCAAAGACUCAGACUCUAUGCAAGGAGCCACCACCAAAGAUUUAGACUCAGAUUCUAUGCGAGGAGCCACAACCAAAGAUUUAGACUCAGACUCUAUGCGAGGAACCACCACUAAAAAGUCAGACUCUACACGAGGAGCCACCACCAAAGAUUCACGCUUAGAAGAUGUUGGGAUGUGUCUUGCAAAAAUAACGGUGAUCAAGAAGGAUGAUAGUUUAGGAGCCAUUUACCAUAUGAAUGAAGAGGAAUGUGUCAUUGGAAGUGGAAGAGAGUGUAAUAUAAAAGUGUCCCUAACAAAUGUUGACAAUAUUCAUGCAGUUGUUGCAGUUGACAGAUUCAAGGCUUCCGUAACAAAUUUUAGUAAAAAGUUUCCUGUCAUUCUCAAUGGAAAACCAAUUGAAAUUGGCAAAGAAUUGAAUGAUGGAGAUAUGUUGGUCAUUGGUGGCAGAAAAUUUUUAUUCAAUCAUAAGAAAAGUUGCAAUAGUCACUCGGAUCUUUUUGAGGACUCGUCUGAACAUUCUGAUCCUUUUGACCCAGACUAUGAAAUGUCAGAGGAUGCAGACAAUGUGACUUCAGAAGACAGUUGUGAUGAAAUAAUUGAGGAAGAAGUUGAACUUGUUUCAGAUUCAGGUUCGGAUGUUAUUCCUUAUCAAGGACCACUCCAAUUUUUGGACCAGGAGGAAACAGUUAGUUCAACAUCAGAGCUUAUGGCUUUAAAUUCAGCAUCAAAGCACCAAAAGCAAAGAGCUACAGAUUUUGUAAUCAAGAAUGACAUCAUUUCAAGUACCGUUAAAGAUGUGGAAGUUCAGCAAUCUGGGAAUCAGGAUGGGAUUCGUGUUUGGGACAAGGUACACUAUUGUGUGUACUGCGAAAAAGGAUUCACCAAUAUAACUAAACAUUAUUUGGGAGUACAUUCAAAUGAAACAGAUGUGCAACAUAUCAAAUCUCAUCCUUUAAAGUCCACCAAUAGAAAACUUGCCCUAAUGAAGCUGAGAAACAGUGGUGAUUUUCAACACAAUUAUGAAGUGUUAAGAACACGCCAUGGAACUUUAGUAACUUUUACUAGAAAUUGGAAUGAAACUUCUGCAGACCAAUUUCUGCCUUGUCAAUAUUGUUUGGGAUUUUUCCUUAAAUCUUCUUUAUGGCGACACACCAAAAAUUGUCCGUUUGCUCCUGAAAGAAAAGAAAAAUACAGAAAAGUAUCAUCACAAUCCAUGCUGCUUCUUCCAACUAGCACAGAUGUUAGCGAAGGCCUAAGAGAAAAGGUAUUAAGCCGAAUGUCUGCUGAUGAAAUUAGUAUAGCAGCCAGGAAUGAUCCUAUUAUUGUGAGAGUUGGGGAAAAACUUUAUCAGAAACAUGGACACUUGACUCACCUCUAUACAUAUGUAAGUCAAAAGAUGAGAGAACUUGGAAGAUUACUGAUUUUACUUAGAGAAACUGACAAAGAUAUUAAUUCUCUAGAUGAUGCAAUCCAUCCAAAGAAGUACCCUGCUGUGGUAAAAUGUACAAAAACAUUAUGUGGCUUUCAAGAAAACUCAAAUUCAUACAAUAAUCCAUCCUUAGCACUGAAGUUGGGACAUUCUCUUAAAAAAUGUGCAAAAAUCAAAAAUUCCUUAGCCCUGAUUCAAGGAAAUGGAGAUUCAACCAAAGACGCAGAGGGAUUUUUCACUCUGUGUGAAAACGAAUGGACUGAUUCAGUCUCAAGCAGUGCAUUUCAGACGUUGGCAUCAAACAAAUUGAACAAAGGUCAUGGGUUACCUCUCGCAGAAGACAUCCAAAAAAUGCAAACUCUUCUUAAGGAAAAAACUGAAGAGCUUGUUAUUCAGCUACAAAAAUCAGUGAAGAAUUCUGUAUGGGAUGAGCUGAAUCAAGUGACAUUGGCCAGACUUGUGAUGUUUAACAGACGCAGAGGUGGAGAGUCAGAGAGAAUGACACUUGCGUCUUUCUGUGAAAAAAGGUCAAAGAGUGACUCACUAAAAGAAAUUGAAGAUUCCUUAAAACCACUUGAAAGAAUCCUCUGCAAAACCUUUUCAAGAGUUGAAAUUCGUGGAAAAAGAGGACGUAUGGUCCCAAUCUUAAUAAAACCAGCACUAGAGAGGAGCAUAGUUUUGCUAAAUGAAACCAGGGAACAGGCUGGAGUAAGUAAAAGCAAUCCUUAUGUCUUUGCCAGGUCAGGCUUCAGUUCCCUUAACCCAAUCCGAAGCUCAGAUUGUCUUCGAAAGUUUGCUGAAGAAAGUGGGGUUAAAAACACUCGGAAUUUGACUAGUACAAAGCUGAGGAAACACGUUGCUACAGUAUCACAAAUUUUAAAUUUAGAGAAAAGUGACAUUGAAAUCAUGGCAGGUUUCCUUGGACAUGACAUUAGGGUGCACACAUCAUUUUAUAGGCUCCCAAGCGAUACAUUACAGAUUGCAAGAAUGGGAACAAUUCUGACUGCUUUUGACAACGGAGAAAUUUCAAAAUACAGUGGAAAAUCUUUGGACCAAAUUGCCUGUGAAGACAUUAAACUUGGCAAUGAAGAAGGUGAAGAGGAUAUGAGCAGUAGUGGAGAGGAAAGUGAUGAAGACAAUUGUCACAGAGGAAAAAUGAGGAAGCUGAAUCCUCCAAAAGAAGCUGCAGAGAGUGAAUCUGACAGUGAAGAGGACAAUGAGAAUGCACAUGGCAUGGCUAAGAAAGAAAGGGAACAUGGGAAAAAUACAAAAACAGGCUCCUCAAAGAAACCAGGAAGUGAUGACCAAUACAUGAAAGGGAAACCUAAAAGAGUGCCAAAUACACGGCAUCAGUGGACACAAGAUGAGAAAGCUGCCCUAUUGAGAAAGUUUAAGAAGCCUAUUUCUUUAGGAAAAACACCUGGCCAAUUGGAUUGCUUAAAUGCUAUUAGGCAAGAGACAUGUUUAGCCAAGUUCACUUGGAAACAAAUAAAGUUUGCUGUAAAAAAUAUCAUUACAUCUGAAAGAAGACAAGUGAAGAAAAUGACAAAACAGGUGUAGAUUUCUUUGCAAAGAAUGCAAAAAAUAUCUUCAAAGAGAUGUAACUGGAUAGGUGAUGUAAGAGAUGUAACUCAGAUGAUUUAAAAGAUGUAACUUAGAGAGAUGAUGUAACUUGGAUAUAUUACUUUAUUUUCAUUUCACUUGUACCAUAACUAUUUUCCCCCUUCCUGUCCUUAUUCUGUAAUGUUUUUUAAACUGAUUUUUUAAAUUUUGCCUAUUGUGUUUUGGUACAAGUUUGAUCAAAAUUGGGGAAACUUCCUUUGUAACUUCAUUAUAUUCAUUCCCGCGGAACUAAUUGGUAAUGCCAACUUGAUGCAACCCGUGAAAAACUUUCUUGCAAGCUGGUCUCUUGGAAGAGAUCUGCCAUGAAUAUGUGUUUGUCCAUCUUUCAUCCAUCUGUCCAUUUGUCACACUUUAUCUUUAGUUAAGUUUCAAAGAAAUUGUAGAAUAUACUUUUAUUGAAUUCCAUAUGCUGAUAGAUAUUGGUUAGUGUUAUUCAAUUGCAUGUUAACUUUCCUUUGGUCUUAACCUUACUUUUCUUGAAUUUGCAUUUAGUUCAGUAUCAAAGAAAAGAUAUUUCUAGGAAAACUCAUACACUAAUACAUAUUGGUAAGAGCUAUUCAACUGUGUCAAAAAUUGUUGGUCUUAAGUUCACUGUUACUCAUUUUGUGUUUAACUUAGUUAUCAAGAUUUUUUUCUUCAAAUUAUAUAUUAGUAAGAGCUAUCCAACUGCAUCAAAAUUUUCUUUACCUUGACCUUCCGUAUGACCUUUACCUCACUAUUCCUUAAUUUGUAAUUAGCUCAUUUUCAAAAAAAGUAUUCCGGAUAUUUCUAUUAAAACUCAUACACUGGUACAUACUCAUGAGAAUUAUUCAAUUUAAUAUAAGUCUGACCUUAACCUUGCAAUUCGUCAUUUUGCAUUUACUUAAAGGAUGAACUUUAAACAAUUAAGUUAUUCCUUCUUUCAUCAUAUAUUACUAUAAGCUCAGACCAAAGAAGCAGGAUAUUAUUUUUUUGUUCAUUUUACAAUACAAAUGUACAUUGGGUGGGACAUUCAUGUCCUAUAGACAUGUUUCUAGUUCAUUGAUGUUUUAGAAAUGUGAAGCUUUUCGGCUUACCUCUGAUAAAAUACUUUGAAAUAGCCAUGGACUGAGAAACAAUAAAAUAAAGUUUAUUCUUAUA